This is a messenger RNA of Paramacrobiotus metropolitanus, 2499 nucleotides long. RefSeq lists its product as uncharacterized. NCBI's taxonomy places the organism in Eukaryota, Metazoa, Tardigrada, Eutardigrada, Parachela, Macrobiotidae. The record is from RefSeq and is a predicted model, not a curated record. Bases 990 to 2279 code for a protein of 429 amino acids. The transcript is spliced from 7 exons.
UGUCUUUAAAGGCUUUUAAAUCAGCCCAGUUCAAGUUUAUCCCACGUGUUUUUAAGGUUUUCCGUUAUUUAACCGUGUAAAUUAUGCUGUGCCAAUAGGGAAUUGAUGGUGUCCCAUAGUGUUUACGACAAGCAAACAGCGCUAUAUCCCUGAUUCUUUUUUGGUCUCGAUUUACCUGUGGUGGUUAUUGUGGCUGCUCAAUCUUCCCCAUACUCUUGGAUUAGCCAUCUUUAUCCGAAUUCGCUAUCCAGUCGAAAUUGUGUGGCAGGCUGAUUUUGCCGCGUCUACGGGAGCAUCUCCUUAACCGUUCAGCAUCUGCCAACCUUGGAUUCCAGCCCCGAGAGUGUGCAUGUAAACGGAAAAAAUUAGCCAUCCGGGAAAGAAUAAAACAAGCUGAACGGAUAAAACCAUAAGUUGCACACUGGGCAAUCCGCUACACGAUAACACCGCGGAGUAACUUCCUGCCUCUUGAUCAUCCGUCAGCGCUCGGAUUGUUUCUCGCUCACCUAUCGGUUUCCACCGGAAUCGUCUGACUGAUCAGUGCCGGCCGUUCCUCGCUCCGCAGUCUCUGUCCAAGCCAGCUCCUUCCGGUAGUGCGGGGGUAUUGCGGUAACUGACUUUUACAGUUGGUUCAGCAAUCCCAGCAUCGCCUCCUGCCCUCUUCGCCGCGACGUGUCCGUGCCGUAUUCCAGCCACCUGCUGUCCUGCACCUCUCCAUCAGGGACCAGUUGCCGAUUGAUGCGUUGUGGCAACUGACUAACCGUUGGUUUAGCAGCGCAUCGGUCGGUGUGCCACCGCCUGCAGUCCGCGUAACUGACUCACAAUCGGUUUACCGGACAGAGACUGCUACCUGACUGAUAAAGUUGGGUGGUAGUAGUGCAGGCGUCGCGACCUGGACUCGCCGCUGUGACGGACGGACGGACAAACGGGUAGCCUUCCAUAUCCUCCCCGGAAGUGUACGCCUUUUUGCAGGUAGUAGCUGCUGCGUUAUGGAGUCAGAACUGUUGCCCAUCGACACGUUGGGGGACGAACACAUCCCAAUUCCAGAUGCUGAAGCCGCGAACUGCGAUUACCUGGUCCAUCCGCGUCCACCUCUUGAGGAACACGAAUCCCAAUACCGCUUCUUGAGCGAAGAAGCAUUCACGAAGCUGAAGCGCCUCAACAGUACUGACGUUGUGGGCGAAUAUGGACAGGUGAAGGUCGUUGUCGGAACAGAUUCCCAGGGCCGCCGUACGCUCCUUGUCACGGACAGCUGGAUCAAGUCCGGGAAGAGCUGGCGCCAUUCGACCACCGUAGUAUACCGCCGCUACCCAACCAUUGCGAAGCGCGAUGCCCUAUUCCACGUGGAGGCCGGGGCCACCUUCAACCAAGUCCUGUGGAACAUGAUCCAGCUGGCCCGCGAGCACUACGGGACUGCGCUGCCUCCUGCCGACCGUCGGAAGAAGCUCAUUCUCCUUGCCGGCACUAACGAUGUGAAGAAUUUCUGGUACGGGAAGCGCUUAAGUACUACCCAUCACCACAAGCCGGCAUCCGACAUAAUCACCCAAUUAAAUGCUGUUAAAAACGCCCUGCAGCAUUAUUAUAGCCCAAUUUUUGUGAUGCAAGUGCCGGAGACCGAGAUCAACCGACCCCACUGCAAUAUCGCCAUCCGCUAUAUCAACGAGAGCCUGCGGAAGUUUUGCGUGGAGGGCGAAAAUGCCCGGAACAACUGGCAUUUCAUCAACAUGCCUGCCUUCGAGCUUGGGAAUGUCGCCAUCCAUAAGGACAAGUUCCUGCACACAGAUAAAGUGCAUAUUGCUCCCGCCAUGGGCGAUCGGCUGUACAUUGCCAUGUAUAGAGCCAUUGAGCGCGUCGCCCAAAAGCGUACAGCCGAACUGCAGGCGAGAAAACGGGCGCAGCGUGAGGCAGCGGAGAAGCACCAAGUGGCGGAGCGGGUCGAGGGGGAGCAGAAGGCGGCAGAUGAGCGAGCUGCCCGGGCAAAAAAGGAAAAGGAAGAGCGGGAAGCGCAGGAGCAGAGGGAUGCGGAUGAGCGAGCACGGCGGGAGAAGAAAGCGGCCGAUGAGCGAGCGGCUGAGGCGCGGAAGGAUGCUGAUGAGCGCGCCGCCAAAGAGCGGAAGGAAUCCGAGGAGAAGCACAAAGCUGCCGUCCGUGCCCACCGUGCCGAGAAGCAGCGGAAAGAGCGGCAGACCGUGGCCAAGAACGGGAGUAACAUUGGCACAGGUCUCCGCAAUGAUCGGCGCAAGAAAAAGAAGGUCAACGAGAAGAAGCAGCAGCAGUAGUAAGAUCUGAUGGUGAAGGAUGGACCAGCGGAGAGUGGAAUGAAGAUUUGGAUUUGUGUUAAAACCUUUGUUUCCUGAUUCUUUUCCAUGCUAACGUUGAUGAUGUGUAUCUUGUUCAUGGCUGAUUGGUAUAGAUUUCUAAUAACAGUUAUUAGUUUUUUGAUUGUUUUGUUUUUAAUACUGGGCUGUAUGUAAUUCUUUGUUCAAAACAAGAAUGUGU